Molecule: messenger RNA, 774 nt
Organism: Rhopalosiphum maidis (corn leaf aphid)
Lineage: Eukaryota; Metazoa; Arthropoda; Insecta; Hemiptera; Aphididae
Gene: Capa
Product: cardio acceleratory peptide 2b
Exons: 4
Coding region: 171-620 (149 amino acids)
Biological process (GO): neuropeptide signaling pathway
Molecular function (GO): neuropeptide hormone activity
Source: RefSeq, a predicted model, not a curated record
GCUGUCACCGUCUUUGACAACAAGCGAAAGCGCUACGAUAGAAGAGCUUGCGUGAGGUGUUCGUACAAAGUCGUUCGAAAACCGUUCAGAUACGAUAGUCAUAAAAAUAAAAAUCAUAUUUUAUAUUCAUCCGUUCUUUUUUCCGUUAAAACAACAUAAUUUACCAGGCGAUGAAAAAUUUACAAACACAAAUAACUGCAGCGUUGCUGUUGACACUGACGUUCUUUUUCACUCACGCUCUGCGCCAUGGUUCAGAAUACAGUGACGAGUAUAAGCGAGAUAAUAACAGAGAUAGAAGGGAAUCUGUUGCAGGAUUGAUACCGUUUCCCAGAGUUGGGAGGUCCGGGAUCGACUCUGCUUUACAAAUGGACAAUUUGUACGAUACUCAACGAGAACUGAGAAGUCACAAAAGAGAAGGACUCAUUCCUUUUCCCAGGAUUGGCAGAAGGAGUGACUCGAGGAACACAGCUCUCUGGUUUGGUCCUAGGUUAGGACGAUCAAUCGUGGUACCAGAAAAUUAUGAUACGUCGUACUUAGAUUCGGAUACGCCAACGAUCAUAAAGACUUUGAUCGAAAUGAAAAGCAAAAACUUUGGUGAUGAAGAUGACAAUCUAAUGUAACAUUGUGUUGUGUACUUUUAAAUUUAUUUUACUUUUCUUAAAAUAAUUUCGUAAUUUAGCUAGUAGUACAAUAGUAUACAGCUGCAAAACAGAAUAUUUGAUACUUACCUACAAUAUUUUAUUUUGAAAUCAAAUUGAUAGUAUUGAUGUUAUA